Messenger RNA from Python bivittatus (Burmese python), 3896 nucleotides. NCBI's taxonomy places the organism in Eukaryota, Metazoa, Chordata, Lepidosauria, Squamata, Pythonidae. The record is from RefSeq and is a predicted model, not a curated record.
UUGCACACGGGGUCGUCUUAUUGUUGGAAAAAUACGGUAAUAAUUUGUAUAGCAGUUAUCCAGUUGGACCAUUCUAAAAUGUAAAGGAAUUGUCAACAAAUGAUGACAUGUAUUAGAGAAUGAUUUCUAUCAUAUCAAGAUAGGAAUAAAUGUAGAUAUAGUAACAGAUUGUCCUAACACUUUUCCAAUUACCUUACAGAAUUUAUUAAAGAAUAACAAGUAAUUGAAAUGUUAAUAUUAAUCUCAUUAAUAUUACAGUAUUGUUUAUUACAGAUCUAAGGAUGCUGUGGAGACAUUGCAACAAUACAACAGCCGAUGGAGAUCCAUUCGAAUAAUGUACCUUACAAUGUUCUUCAGCAGUGUUGGUUUCUCUAUUGUCAUUAUGUCAAUAUGGCCCUAUCUUCAACAGAUAGAUAAAACUGCAGAUCCAGGUUUUCUGGGCUGGAUUAUUGCUUCAUACAGCAUUGGUCAAAUGAUAGCUUCUCCAUUCUUUGGAACAUGGUCUAAUUGCAGGCCAAGAAGAGAACCUCUUGUGGUUUCAACUGCUAUUUCAGUAGCUGCCAACUUCCUCUAUGCCUAUGUCCAUUUGCCCCCUUCACACAACAAAUACUACAUGCUAGCUGCUCGAGCACUGGUGGGGUUUGGUGCAGGAAAUGUAGCAGUAGUUCGCUCAUAUAUUGCCGGUUCUACCUCUCUUACUGAAAGAACUAAUGCUAUGGCAAACACUAGUGCUUGCCAAGCAGUGGGAUUCAUACUGGGACCAGUUUUUCAGACUCUCUUUUCACUUAUUGGGGAAAAAGGAAUCUCAUGGAAAAUUAUUUAUCUCCAGCUGAACAUGUACACAGCACCAGUUUUAUUUGGAAGUCUUCUAGGAAUUAUUAAUAUUGUUCUGAUAUUUGCUGUAUUUAGAGAGCAUCAUGUGGAUGACAUGGGACGACCACAAAGUAUUAAUACUGAAGUUGAAGAAAAUAACGAAGUGGUUCAGGAUAAUCAAGGAUACAUUGACCAUGUUGCUGUUCUAUCAACAAACUUUCUUUUCUUUGUUAUCUUAUUUAUUUUUGCAGUUUUUGAAACCAUAGCUACACCAUUAACAAUGGAUAUGUAUUCAUGGACCAGAAAAAAAGCAGUGUUUAUCAAUGGCUUAAUCCUUGGUGCUGUUGGCAUUGAAUCAGUGAUUGUAUUUUUAGCAGUUAAAGAACUUUCUAAAAGGACUGGUGAACGUGCAAUCCUCUGUGGAGGUUUAGUGAUUAUCUUGGUUGGAUUCUUUGUUUUGUUACCUUGGGGAAAUCAGUUACCUAAUAUCCAGUGGGCAGACAUAAAGAAUAAUUCUAUUCCAAGAAAGACCUUUGGUGAAAGUUUUGCGCUUUUGUGGACAAGACAAAUUGAAUUUUCAUCCAAUAAUACGGCUGAAGCAACAGGAUGUCCUAGUAUACAAUCUUGGUGUCGUUAUACUCCAGUAAUCCAUCUGGGCCAGUAUAUCACUUCCAACAUUCUAAUAGGACUGGGUUAUCCAGCCUGUAAUGUGAUGUCAUAUACUCUAUAUUCAAAAAUUUUAGGGCCAAAACCUCAGGGUAUUUAUAUGGGAUGGCUAACUGCUUGUGGAAGUGGUGCACGUAUCCUGGGCCCAGUAUUUGUCAGCCAACUCUACAGUUAUUUAGGACCCCGCUGGGCAUUUGGUUUUAUCUGUGGAAUCGUCGCUCUUUCUCUCUUACUGCUUGAAGUGGUGUACAAGAGACUUAUUCCAUUUUCAGUCAGAUAUGAGAGGCUACAAGAGCAGAGCUCUUAGCUAUCUCUGAUCAGUCUUGUUUUACUUCAGUCAUUACUUGCUCUUUUCAAUAUUCUGCAUCUUUGACAGGUGGCCUAUAGAAUUAUCAUACACUGGUGCUGAUAGUAUUUCUAUUACCAGAUUUACAUCAGUACAAUACUGGAAAUGAGUUUGUAAUUCAGUAGAUGCUAUUGUUUUGAUGCAUAGUUUUAAGAGAUGACACUAGUUCUAAUUAUAUUUACUGGAUGUACUUAAAGUACCUUGAUUCUGUGAAUCAUGUCUUAACUGAAACUGUUUUUCAAACUGAACUUUAAAAGGCUAUUUAUUUUAAUAGAGUUUUAUGAAGAUGGUUAAUGUUUAUGCAUUUUAUAAUUGGCUGGCUUUUCUAAAACCCUAACUGCUGAGUAUUUUUUAAGUAAAAUAUAGCAGAAACUACCUGAUAAAUUAUUUUGUUGCACAUAUUUUAUUUUGGGGUUAUCCAUUCAUUCACUGUAUAUUUUAAAAAAGGGUUCAAGUAAGAUUAAAAGUUUGAAAAAAAGAAUUUUGAUGCAGCACUUGUAACAGAGAUAAGGAUUGGAACUAACAGAUAGUAGAAUCCUCAGAUUUAAUAAUUGGAGCCUACUGAGAUAGAUACUUGAGAUUUCCAGCAUUACACCAAGGAUCUUAGUCAUUGCUUUCCUGAACAGGCUAAAGCUUUAAUUUAUUGUGAGAUGUCUUCAUUACAUUAAACUGAAAAAAACUUACAUGGUAAUUGCCCAGUCUUCAAUAGUUAUCUUUUUUUCCUAUUUGUGAAAUAGUCAAACCAAAUUGAUUUAGAUUUGGCUUUCUUUUAUUUGGUACAUACAAGGCAGUAGUUUUCAACCUUUUUUAUCUCACAGCACACGGACAAGGUGCUAACUUGCACGGUUGUACAUCUCAUAGGCAGGACUUCCAGGUCGCAAAACCAGAAGUUCCAUGAUGUCAGAGGCUGCUGAGACUCAAGAGAAGAAAUGGACGCAGUCCACCCCUGGUGAUUUCACAAAGGUGGGGUUCUGGUUGCACAGCACUUCCUGUCAUUUACUUGUGUGUCACUGAUGCGGCACACCUCCAGACCUUUCUUAACACACAAAUGUAUCUUGGCACACUUUGUAUCAGGAUUUUGGAUAGGGGUAUAAAAAUGGUGAAUUCAUGAAUUGUGUUUGAGAAAGUUGGUAUCAGUUGAUUGGUCUCUGAAAUGAAAUUCGAGUUGGCUGUGAAACAAAAUGAAAAUGAAAUAGAGCUGUUUCAUUCCAACUACAUACUAAAACAUGGAUGUCUGGGCUGAAGUGUUUGGUGGGAGGGUAAUAAGAAUGGGGAAAAGUCAAAGAUAGCAAUGGUAGAUCAGGAAAGUAGGAAAGGGAAGGACAACAUUGGGAAGAUAGCACAUCAGGAAGAUAGAUGGGACAUGCCAUGUUGGCACAUUGGUAUCUGUAGUGCAACAGGGAAGGGAAGGCACUGGAAGGUUAUGAGGCAAGCCAUUAUUCUUUUGAGAUGUAACACUGGGAACUGCUAAAGGGCAACAUGCACCAGUCUUGGCUUAUUCAGUGUAUAAAAAUCACUCUAGGCCCCUGCUGGCUUUGUUUCAUCCAAAACAUGGUACAAUAAAAAUGUUCAAAGAUUAGUUCCUGCUGACCCAUCCAAAAUGGUUUGGCAGAAUGUGUGUAUUUGAAGUUUGAAAAACCAUUUUCCAUUUUGUGCACACCUCUAUUUUUUGGUUUUUGUUCAUCUCCAAGUCAAGGCAUAAUCAAAUAACAUGCAUGCACAUGAAACAGUCUUUAUAUUUUACAUACAGUAUUAGCAUUAGCAUGUUUUUCACUGAAAUGUAAUGAAAACUCUCUACCAAGUGAACAAUGUAAAAACCAGGAUUGUACAAUAUUUCAAGUUUAAUCUUCAAAAGAUGUUCGCAACAUUUUAGAGCAGCUGUCAUCCCAGAAAAAGAUGAGGUUGCUUCAAAGUAUAGCAGAUAGUUGCUAUGCUAGUGCUUUCCUCCACUCUGAAGCACCUUGGAGAUUCAAACUAUAAAGCACUAUAUAUCUCUCUCCCUCAGCCGUAAGAAGCAGGCAACGGCAAACCACUUCCAAAAUCUUGCCAAGAAAACUGCAGGGAUUAGUCC